AGUUUCCAAACACGCACACUAAGCACACCCAAACAGGAUAGCCAGAGUCCGAUUUGGCUUUUGCAUAAGCAGCGCGGAGAGAGACGCCCAGAGAGAAGCAGCCAUAUCUGCUAAAAUUCUUCUUCCAUUUCAUUACCACCCACCUUAUACAUACAUAUCUCAUCAACCCUAGUUUAUCGAUACAUAUAUAUAUAUACAGAGAGGGGGUGCAAUACUUUGAGAGGGUUUCGCGCAAACCCUAGACCACCAAAAGAAGGAGAAGGCGGAUCCUCUUCAGAGGGGACAAACCAAAUCUAAGCGAAGAUGAGGAUUAUGAUAAAGGGUGGGGUGUGGAAGAACACCGAAGAUGAGAUCCUGAAGGCGGCUGUCAUGAAGUAUGGCAAGAAUCAGUGGGCUCGAAUCUCUUCCCUCCUCGUUCGCAAGUCCGCCAAGCAGUGCAAGGCUCGCUGGUACGAGUGGCUCGAUCCUUCUAUCAAAAAGACUGAGUGGACCAGAGAAGAAGAUGAGAAAUUGCUUCAUCUUGCUAAGCUUAUGCCUACACAAUGGAGGACAAUUGCCCCGAUCGUGGGUCGUACUCCAUCUCAAUGCCUUGAGCGUUAUGAGAAACUCCUUGAUGCAGCCUGUGCUAAGGAUGAUAACUAUGAAGCGGGUGAUGAUCCACGGAAAUUGCGUCCUGGAGAGAUUGAUCCCAACCCAGAAUCAAAGCCUGCACGUCCAGAUCCUGUUGAUAUGGAUGAGGAUGAGAAGGAAAUGCUUUCAGAAGCACGAGCUCGGUUAGCCAACACCAGGGGCAAGAAAGCAAAAAGGAAAGCCAGGGAGAAGCAGCUUGAAGAGGCUAGGAGGCUUGCUUCUUUGCAGAAAAGGAGAGAACUGAAGGCAGCUGGAAUUCAAACCAGGCAAAGGAAGAGGAAGAGGAAGGGGAUUGACUAUAAUGCUGAAAUCCCUUUUGAGAAGAAGCCUCCUCCAGGCUUUUUUGAUGUCACUGAUGAAGAUCAAACAGUGGAACAGCCUAAGUUCCCUACUACCAUUGAAGAACUUGAGGGUGAAAAAAGAACUGAUAAGGAAGCACGAUUGAGAAAGCAGGAUAUUGCAAGGAAUAAAAUUGCACAGAGGCAGGAUGCCCCAUCAGCAAUACUGCAAGCGAACAAACUUAAUGAUCCAGAAACAGUUCGGAAGAGGUCAAAACUGAUGCUUCCUUCACCACAGAUUUCGGACCAUGAAUUGGAGGAAAUUGCAAAGAUGGGUUAUGCUAGUGAUCUACUUGCAGGGAGUGACGAACUCACAGAAGGGAGUGGUGCAACACGUGCCCUUCUUGCAAAUUAUUCCCAGACACCACGGCAAGGAAUGACCCCGCUGCGAACUCCUCAGAGAACACCUGCAGGUAAGGGUGAUGCUAUUAUGAUGGAAGCAGAAAACCUGGCCAGGAUGAGAGAAUCCCAGACACCAUUACUAGGAGGAGAAAAUCCAGAAUUGCAUCCUUCAGAUUUUUCUGGGGUCACUCCUAAGAAAAAGGAGAUCCAAACACCAAACCCGAUGUUGACUCCUUCAGCAACUCCUGGAGGUGCUGCAGGCAUGACACCAAAACUUGGCAUGACCCCAAGACUUGGCAUGACCCCAUCAAGGGAUGGCUAUUCUUUUAGUAUGACUCCAAAAGGAACUCCUGUAAGGGAUGAGCUUCACAUUAAUGAGGAAAUGGAAAUGCAUGAUAGUGCUAAACUUGAGCUCCGAAGGCAAGCUGAUUUGAGAAGGAACUUGCGCUCUGGUUUGAGCAACCUUCCUCAGCCCAAGAACGAGUACCAGGUAGUUAUCCAACCAGUCCCUGAAGAUAAUGAAGAACCAGAGGAGAAGAUUGAGGAAGACAUGUCUGACAGGAUAGCUAGAGAAAGAGCUGAGGAAGAAGCGAGGCUACAAGCAUUACUUAAGAAGAGAUCAAAAGUGCUGCAGAGGGAGCUCCCUAGACCUCCUGCCGCGUCACUGGAACUUAUUAAAGAUUCUUUGAUAAGAGCUGAUGAAGACAAAAGCUCCUUUGUUCCUCCCACUUUGAUUGAGCAGGCUGAUGAAAUGAUAAGGAAAGAGCUUGUAUCCCUACUAGACCAUGAUAAUGCAAAAUAUCCACUCAAAGAAAAAAUGGAGAAGCAGAAAAAGAAAGCAAAUGGAAAAUCUGGUUUUGUCCCUGAGAUUGAAGACUUUGAAGAAGAUGAGCUGAAGGAGGCUGAUUAUUUGAUUGAGGAAGAAUGUCAGUUUCUUCGUGUGACAAUGGGGCAUGAGAAUGAGUCCCUUGAUGAAUUUGUUGAAGCACAUAAAACAUGUUUAAAUGAUAUCAUGUAUUUCCCUACUCGUAAUGGUUAUGGUCUAUCUAGUGUUGCCGGAAACAUGGAGAAACUUGCUGCCUUGCAGAAUGAAUUUGAGAAUGUAAAGAAAAGGAUGGAUGAUGAUACUAAGAAGGCACAACGCCUUGAGCAGAAGAUAAAACUUCUUACUAAUGGAUAUCAGAUGCGAGCUGGAAAGCUUUGGUCACAAAUCGAGGCAACCUUCAAGCAGACAGACACUGCGGGAACAGAACUUGAGUGCUUCCAAGCCUUACAAAAACAAGAGCAGCUAGCUGCAUCGCACAGGAUCAAUGGCCUCUGGGAAGAAGUUCAAAAGCAGAAGGUGCUUGAGCAAACCUUGCAGAAACGCUAUGGAGAUCUUACAUCAGAGCAAGAAAGAAUCCAAAGCCUCAUGGAUGCUUACAGACUACAAGAAGAGGUUGCAGCAAAAAAUCGUGCUCUUGAGCUGGCCAAUGCUGCAACAAACGAAACUGUUCCAAUCUCUAAAACUCCUGAGCCUGUUGUUGCCACAGAUGAGCUUGGGAACUCAAUGAUGGUUGACCAAUCUUGUGAUGAAAUUCGAAGCCAAGAAAUGGAUACUGAUAAAAUGCAAACUCAUGCCACCCAAAAAUGCUCCUUCAUCUGACGACAUGCCUGCCUACUGCCGAGUUUGCAAGAGCAGAAGGUAAUAGCUAUGAAGGUUCUGUUUCUGCCGAUACUACUGGGCUUAACAGUGUGGAUGAAAAUCACUCUAGUGACGCUCCAGUUCAGAAUUCUCCUGUCAAAUUUGAUUCUAACUCUGUCCUUGCUGAUGGAGAAGAUAUUAAGAUGGUUGAUGACAACUCUGUCAAUGCCACCGUUAGUGAGAAUUUAGUUAGUGUAGAAGUUGCUGAGGAGGAUUUAGUAACUAAGAGCCAGCAGAAUGUCCUAGAAGACAAAACGGAGGAUGAUACUGUCCGAGAAACAGGUGAAGAUGGCCGUCCUAAUGAGAAGGAUAUGCAAGAUUCUAGCAAUGUGGAGGAUGGUGUAAACUUGCAAGAUGCAUAAAAAUCUUGAUGUCAAUAAUCACAGUAACCUUUGGGAGCCCUGAUGAAACCACCUUGUCUAAGUGUGCUUGCUUCUUGUUGACGUGCUGAUUGAGGAGGCGGUUUGGAAUUACCAUUUAUAAUCUGUUGCACUCUGUUUAUUUUUGCCAAUUACGUAAUACAAGAAUGAGGAAGGACGCCUUCGCUGAUCUGGUUUGGAGAUACAUUUCUUCACUUGUAUUUCUGGAAAGAAAAGAGAAGAAACA
This is a messenger RNA of Camellia sinensis, 3600 nucleotides long. Its product is annotated as cell division cycle 5-like protein. The record is from RefSeq and is a predicted model, not a curated record. Lineage: Eukaryota; Viridiplantae; Streptophyta; Magnoliopsida; Ericales; Theaceae. Gene Ontology annotation, biological process: mRNA splicing, via spliceosome. Gene Ontology annotation, cellular component: spliceosomal complex; Prp19 complex.